Molecule: messenger RNA, 2395 nt
Organism: Carassius carassius (crucian carp)
Lineage: Eukaryota; Metazoa; Chordata; Actinopteri; Cypriniformes; Cyprinidae
Product: histamine H3 receptor-like
Exons: 3
Coding region: 222-1682 (486 amino acids)
Biological process (GO): adenylate cyclase-activating adrenergic receptor signaling pathway
Cellular component (GO): membrane
Molecular function (GO): histamine receptor activity
Source: RefSeq, a predicted model, not a curated record
AGAGCUGGGCGUUUGACACUCUUAAGUAAUCCUGGAUGAACACUUCUAACGCAGUCACCGACAUCAGACCGAGCAGCGUUAAAUAAACAGCCAAUGAACGCUCUGCUCCCGUCAGUAUAAAAACCUGCAGUCCUCUGAGCCGCUCGCUGAACUGUGAAUGAACAACUGACGGUCACGGUUGGGCGCACGGAUGGCUCGGCAGCUUUUACGCGCAGACUGGAAUGUAUAAUUGCUUGUUGACGGUGGAAAGCGGCGGCAACACCAUGCAAAACUCGUUAUUGUCCGCGGCACACUCUCCCGGGAUACCUACAGCUGUUUCAUUCAUGUGGAAAUCAGGAAAUCCGCAGUCGCCCAACUGGACUGGGCUGGAGAAAGAAAACGCGACGAAUCUCCGCGAGUUGGACGCAUUUGAGAACAGGCGCGCGCAGUAUGGCCAGUUUUCUCCAUCCACCUCAAUAUUCCUAACUGUGCUUAUGACACUGCUGGUGUUCGCCACGGUCCUGGGGAACGCGCUGGUCAUUUUAGCUUUUGUGGUGGAGAAAAGUUUACGCACACAAGGCAACUUUUUCUUUUUAAAUUUGGCCAUCGCGGACUUUCUUGUCGGUGGAUUUUGCAUUCCCGUGUAUAUUCCCUAUGUCCUGACGGGUGAGUGGAGACUGGGCAGGGGUCUGUGUAAACUGUGGCUGGUGGUGGAUUAUAUGCUGUGCACCGCCUCUGUCUUCAACAUCGUGCUCAUCAGUUUCGACAGGUUUCAGUCCGUCACUAAAGCGGUGAGUUACCGUUGCCAGAAGGGCAUCACCAGAGAGGCUGUUUUGAAGAUGCUCUGCGUGUGGCUGGCAGCGUUCUUUCUUUAUGGUCCAGCUAUUAUCAGUUGGGAACACAUCGCAGGAGGAAGUGUGGUGCCAGAUGGAGAGUGCUAUGCUGAAUUUUACUUCAACUGGUAUUUUCUGAUGACUGCCUCCACUGUCGAGUUCUUCACCCCUUUCAUAAGCGUCACUUACUUCAACCUCAGCAUUUACAUCAACAUCCGCAACAGAUGCGCAGUGAGGGAAGAACAGCCCACUUAUAUUCGGCUUAGGAGCUUCAAGAUGAGGCCGGUCAGAACCGGCGAUGUACAGCGCGUGUUUUUUGUGAGGCCCGUCGAGGAAAGGGAGGUCGACUUGUCCUCAAGGCCACGGUGCUGCCGGUUACCUUCUACCGCAAAGGUGUCUGCUGCAGAGUUUGGUAAUGGCAGACAGACUAAACGAAGAGACAGCGCAAUCGCAGACUUGCCUCCUCUGCAGGUCGGUGAGCAGAUCCUGACAUCCAGUGAGGCACAGUUUCAUUACGUGGAUCAUUCGGCUGGAUCACACAGACACCGUCCUGAUAUGGUUGCCAGUCUGGCCAGCCGCUUUCGCCUGUCUAGAGAUAAAAAGGUGGCAAAGUCUCUAGCUGUAAUAGUUUGUGUUUUUGGACUCUGUUGGGCACCCUACACGCUGCUGAUGAUCAUUCGGGCAGCAUGUCACAGUCAGUGCGUCCAGCACUACCUUUAUGAGAUCUCGUUCUGGCUGCUGUGGAUAAACUCAUCCAUCAAUCCAAUCCUGUAUCCUCUGUGCCACAGCAGCUUCAAAAGAGCCUUCAGCAAAUUACUGUGUCCGAGCAAAACUAAAAUUCAACCUCAGAAUAUGGACCAGAAGUAUUAAAUUUGAGGAUGAGGAUGUGACCACAUUUUCAAAGAGGGCUUUUCUUUUUUUAAUGUGCUUGUAUCUAGCAGAACAUUUUCUUUGUGCACAUUGUGAGUAGACAGAGAUAUUUUAUCUACAUAUUCAUACUCACAUUUUUGUAUGAAGUAGUGGCAUAGCUAUAGCGCUUCCAAAUUCAAUGAAUCAUAAAUGAUGUCUACAUAACUGGAAGUGUCUAGUGCAGUGCCAUGUUUGCCUUUGUAAGUAUUUUGUUCCUUUUUUCAAAAUAAAUUCUACUGGUGAAGUGAUGAUCAUAAUAGACUUUUAUACCUCUGGUAACCACAGUCUGCAAUGAAAACAAUUGCGAUGAGAUCUCAAACCAUGCUGUUCGUGAUAAUUGUAUACUGAUUCUACAUGACAGAUGUACAGGGAUUGCUGGUGAAGCCUGUAGUUCCCCUAGCAACUGUGGGACAGACUAAAUGCAGAAAAAAACACGACUCAUUUCUUAUAAGCAUAUCAAGAUAACCAAUUUAUACUGGAAUAUUUCAGGUCUGAACACUCAUCUCUAAUCAACGGAAAUAAGAUGCAUUAAGAUUCCGUUCAAACACAGAGAUACAGAACAAUAAAUAAGAAAACCAACAGACAAAUAUACUUGCAUGUAUAAAAUAACCAGGACAAAUGUUUCUACCGGCAUUCACUGGAAAACUAGGCUCCAAUGCGUGCUUUUUAACAAU